AUGAGUGGUUGGAUUAAUUUUGAAAAAAAUAAUUAUAGAAAAUUUUGCAAAGGAUCAGAAAUCUAUGAUAUUGUUAUAAAAAUAAAUAGUAUUUUAGAUAUUAUAAAUGGUUGGGAAGUUUCAUAUCCAUUACUUGAACAUUUUAAAAAGUCAAAAGAGUUUCCAAGCUUUUUGGCUAAAAUCCAAACUUUUCUUUCUAAUAAACCCUCUAGUGUUGAUGAAAUUUCCAUUAAAAAAUUACAAAUUAAAAGUGAAAAUAAUAGACGUGCUGUAGUUUCGGUCUUAGGUCUUUAUAACAAAGGAAAGUCUUAUGUUUUAUCCCGUAUUUUAGGUUUAAAGCUUGUAAGCUCAUUCUUUGAACAUACUGAAGGUCUCAGUAUUUUAUUAUCUCGUGCUGAUAUUACUGAAGUAUUAAUUGGUCUUGAUACAAAAGGUUCUCAAAAACCAGUUAAAUACUAUGAUGAAGCUAAAAUGAAAGACUUUAAAGCAACAGAAAGAUUCAUUCAAACUCUUAGUCUUAAUCUUUCAGACAUUGUUCUUAUCGUUGUAGAUAGACUUACUUAUGAUGAUCAACUUUAUAUUAAACAAAUUAAACAAACCUUUAGAAAUAAAGAGAAUAUUAUCAUUGUUCAUAAUUUAAUUCAUGUCAAGUUGAUUAAAGAUUUAGAAAAGGUUAUAAAAGAAGAAAUUGUCGAUUGUUUUGAUUGUCAAGUAAAACAAUUGAAGGAUUCUGCCCCAUAUUGGUAUGAAAAUGAUCGUACCCGUCAUGUUGUUAUGGCUUGUGAUGACAAAGAUUCAGAAUCUAAAAUUUAUUCUGAAGCCGGCGCCAAGAUGAACCAACCAACAAUAGAACUCUUACAAUCAUGGUUAUUAAGUGCUGCCUCAACAUCUCUUGAAAGAUUUAAUUUAGUUGAUAAUAUCACAAAGUUUUCAAACCAAAUUAUUUCAAACUAUUUAAAUCAAAAAAUUGAAGUUGUUUUAAAUCCAGAAGAAACUCUUAUAAAAGCUAACCCAGACACUUGGGCCCCUGGUGAAGAACUUAAAUAUUCCGAUAUUUGUUUAAGCUUGGUUGGUUUAAUUUCAAGAGUUUCAGAGGACCAAGAUCACUACUAUAUUAGUUUAGAAUGCUAUGGAUAUGAACUUGAAGACUUAGAUAUUAAAAUAGAAUUCGUUAACACCACCAAAAAGAUAAUUAUUAUAAAGAGUGAACUACCAAGAAAGAUUGAAAUUAAAGAAAAUACAACUACCUUAAGAGACGAAUUUAAAACAACACACACAAGACCUCUCAAAUGGAGUUUUGAAUUUCCAAUUUUAAUCAUUGAAGAAGAUGCAACUGAUAUAAAAGAUCUUGAUUUAAUCAAUGGAUUACUUCAUCUUACUCUUACCAAAAACCUAAUUCCAAUUCUUUAUUCCUCAAUAUCAAUACGUUCAAAGUUUCUAAGAUCGAUUAUUCGAAAACAAAGUUCAUGA
Molecule: messenger RNA, 1470 nt
Organism: Dictyostelium purpureum
Lineage: Eukaryota; Evosea; Eumycetozoa; Dictyosteliales; Dictyosteliaceae
Exons: 4
Coding region: 1-1470 (489 amino acids)
Molecular function (GO): GTP binding; GTPase activity
Source: RefSeq, a predicted model, not a curated record